This is a messenger RNA of Tyto alba (common barn owl), 2198 nucleotides long. RefSeq names its product ankyrin repeat and MYND domain containing 2 (gene ANKMY2). The record is from RefSeq and is a predicted model, not a curated record. NCBI's taxonomy places the organism in Eukaryota, Metazoa, Chordata, Aves, Strigiformes, Tytonidae. The coding region runs from base 338 to 1576 and encodes 412 amino acids. Gene Ontology annotation, molecular function: protein binding. The transcript has 11 exons.
CUGGGGGUGAUCGCUACAGGAAACACUGAAGAGGCUGGAAGGCUACUGGGCAGCAAGAAUGUCCGUGUCAAUUGCUUGGAUGAGGUCGCUGACUGAUGUAGACUAACUUUUCAUCACUGCAGAUGGACAGAAAGAUCAUCAGAGGAAACUAAUGUGUUACAUAUGUGAAACCAACAGCUUAGCAGGAUGACUGUAAAGGAGGAAAACUAUAGCUGUGAUCAACACUGAACAGUAUUUCAUAUAUUAACUAGUUCAUACUUAGCUAUAGCUAAAAUUAUUUGUGCAUGUAUCUGUUGACUACCUUCCAAAUCCUGCUUGCAGUAAGUUUAAGCAUGGCAUGACCCCUCUAAUGCAUGCAGCAUACAAAGGGAAAGUAGACAUGUGCAGGUUGCUCUUGCGACACGGAGCUGAUGUGAACUGCAACGAACAUGAACAUGGAUAUACUGCCUUGAUGUUUGCUGGACUUUCAGGAAACAAAGAAAUCACCUGGAUGAUGUUGGAGGCUGGAGCAGAGACUGAUGUUGUCAACUCUGUGGGAAGGACAGCAGCUCAGAUGGCUGCUUUUGUGGGUCAACAUGACUGCGUGACCAUCAUCAACAACUUCUUUCCACGUGAAAGGCUGGACUACUAUACUAAAGCACAAGGCUUAGAUAAAGAACCAAAACUGCCAGUGAAAUUAGCUGGGCCUCUACACAAAAUUAUUACUACUACUAACAUGCAUCCUGUUAAGAUUGUGUUGCUGGUAAAAGAGAACCCUCUGUUGGCCGAAGUAGAAGCACUGCAGAAAUGCUAUAGGGUUCUGGAUCUAAUUUGUGAGAAAUGUAUGAAGCAGAAAGACAUGAAUGAAGUACUUGCUAUGAAAAUGCACUACAUCAGUUGCGUCUUCCAGAAAUGUAUUACAUUUUUAAAAGAGCGAGAGGAUAAACUAGAUGGAUUUAUCAAAAGUCUCUUGAAAGGGAGAGAUAAAGAUGGUUUCCCUGUAUAUCAAGAGAAGCUAAUUCGAGAAAGUAUCCGAAAGUUUCCUUACUGUGAAGCUACAUUGCUCCAGCAGCUCGUGAGAAGUAUUGCUCCUGUUGAAAUAGGUUCUGAUCCUACAGCUCUUUCUGUACUUACACAAGCCAUUACUGGUCAAGUGGGUUUUGUGGAUGCUGAAUUCUGUACAACUUGUGGGGGAAAGGGAGCAGACAAAAGAUGUUCAGUAUGUAAAAUGGUGAUGUACUGCGACCAGAACUGCCAGAAAAUACACUGGUUUACCCACAAAAAAGUCUGCAAGACCCUGAAGGAGAUCCAUGAGAAACAAGAACUAGAAGCUGCCAAAGAAAAAAGGAAACAAGAAAAAAAGCAAAAGAAAGAUGAAGUGCAACUAGUAGAGGGUAGUUCUACAGGUGAAGAACAGUCAGAUCCUGGUCCAGAUGCUACCAAAGAAGUGGGUCCAAAUCAUGCUGCUGACCGAACGCAAGAACCUGAAUUUGCCAAAGAGACGGAGGCACUAGCCCUGCACCCCAAAGGUCCACUGGAAAGUGAGCCUGGUGUAGCUGACGUUGCUCGUCAAAAAAUUCAAGAUUCUGAGGAGUAAGAGGAGAGUAGGAAAGACUAAGAGUUUUGGCUACAUCCCUGUACCUCGAGGAUCCUAAAGAAUUUUUUUAUGCUGACCAUGUCUGAGUUCUUACGGCAUGGCUUAUGCAAGACUCCCUUUGAAAGACAGCGUGACACUGUUCAUCAUGAGGUGAAACAUUGGCUGAUUUUGCCUAUAAAUACUUCAGGUUCUGUCGUAGAUUGUCAAAAUAGGUAUUUACUAUCUGAUAAAAACUAGAGUGGAGUAGACCCAUCUGUAUGUAUACCAACAGUAAGCGUAGUAAAAAUCUACGAGUAUCUGUGGUUAAUCAGCCACUUAGUGAAAAAUAAAAAGCAUUUAAUUUGGAUUAUUCAUGUUUUCAGAACCUAAAAUUUAAUUGUAAUUUAUUUUUUUUCUGCAAGUACACAGAACUGUAGUUAAAGACAGUGGGAAGCCAACUGUUAAAUUGCUUUUUUACACCACUAUAUGAAGCUUUGAAAGAAUUCAGUAGCAGUUAAGUUUCUGAAGAUACUCAUCUGAAUUCUCAACUUUUCAUGACAUUACUGUAAAUAUUUUUGACUAGGGAGUGCACAACAAUAGUGUCUAUUUUGUGGCAAUUUUAUUAAAUGAUACUGCUGUUUCA